This is a messenger RNA of Besnoitia besnoiti, 591 nucleotides long. RefSeq lists its product as uncharacterized. Lineage: Eukaryota; Apicomplexa; Conoidasida; Eucoccidiorida; Sarcocystidae. The record is from RefSeq and is a predicted model, not a curated record. Bases 1 to 591 code for a protein of 196 amino acids. The transcript has 3 exons.
AUGAUGUUCCGUUUGGCUACGGGGGCUUUAACGGCCAUGAUCGCAGGGGUCGCGUUGUACCCGCAGUCGGCUGAAGCUGUCCCGAAAAGCAUUGUGGAUAUCAUCAGAACCAAUCCGAAGCUGUCAGCGGCUCGCGAAUGGGCAGAAGAGUCUGGAAUUCUGCAUAAGGUCGACCUCUCGCACUACGGCGACAAGGUGACCAUCGUGCUUCCCUCGAACCAGGCUUUCAAGGAGCUUGAGGCGGAACAUCCUACAUGGAAAUCGCAGCUCGUCAGGAACAGCGAGGACGUGGAGACUCUGAUUCUAUUUGCGUCGACGGAUCAUGGCGUUACAGUGGAACAAAUCAAGGCAGGCAAAUAUGAGGAAGUUGAUUCGUUGGUCUCCAUCCUCUCGGAGUAUUCUUCUAUCUCUCGCAGAGGAAAGUUGUGCGUGUCGGACUACACUCGCGCGCUCCCCUGCGACGAUCCCGAUAGUCUGCCAUGCUGCGCGAACGUCGACCUGCGCCACGUUCUGGAAGCUGAGGAUGGAUACAUUUACAUCAUUGACAAGGUUUUGCUGCCUCAGGAGCUGAUCGACAAGCUUGAGGACUAA